Malassezia japonica is the source of this 2499-nucleotide messenger RNA. It is a transcript of the gene MST1, whose product is annotated as threonine--tRNA ligase. Gene Ontology annotation, molecular function: threonine-tRNA ligase activity; ATP binding. The transcript has a single exon. The record is from RefSeq and is a predicted model, not a curated record. NCBI's taxonomy places the organism in Eukaryota, Fungi, Basidiomycota, Malasseziomycetes, Malasseziales, Malasseziaceae. Gene Ontology annotation, cellular component: mitochondrion; cytoplasm. Gene Ontology annotation, biological process: threonyl-tRNA aminoacylation. Bases 1 to 2499 code for a protein of 832 amino acids.
AUGCCGAUUCGCGCUUGGGGCGUGCGGGCGUGGGCACGCGGCGUGCCGCGGCGUGCGCCAGGUGUGCGAGCACUGACACUGUCGCAUGCAGUAUGGGCCGAGCCGCGAACAGUGGCGGUUCCCGGCGGCCGGACACGCGUCGCACAGAUUUUGAACGACGCGUGCUCGAACGAGGCCGGCUCCUACUUUGUGGCGCGUGCUAGCAAUGGUCAGCCGAUCUCACUCCAGGACGAGGUCGGGGGGGAGGAUGCGCCGGAAUCACUCACCUUUCUUCCUUUUGAUACAGACGACAAGCUUGCCCAGCGCUCGUUCUGGCUCUCGGCAGCGUACAUGCUGAGCGCAGCGCUUGAGAAUUUGUAUGGCGAGACACUGCUCACCACGUCGCCAAGCGUGACAUCGAGCGCCGGAAAAGAGGCGGACGGAUCGUCAGGAUUCAUCUACGAAGUGUUGCGCAGCCGUGCGCCGCAGCCGGUCGCCUACGGCGACCGCCUCGCCGAGGCCGAACAGAACGUGGCCGGUGCGCUCACAGAACUCUUUUCCGCACCGGAAGCGCCGAAGCUCUCGAACGAGGAGCUCGCGGCGAUUGACAAGGAAAUGAAACGCCUGAGUUCGGCCGGCCACGACUUUGUGGUGGAGAGCGUGCCUUGGGACGAGGCGUGGGCGCUCUUUGAACGCAACCCGCUCAAGCUCUACUCGAUGCUGCAGUACGCCCGCACAAAGGGUGAAGAGCGCCCUUCCGUGCCGAUUGUGCGCCUCAGCAAGACCUCGUUUACGGAUCUGGGCCCAUGGCAAUGUGACGAAGCGGUGCUGCUGCGCCGCACCAAGCCGAUCAAGGCGUGCAAGCUUCUCGGCUGGUCCACUGCCUCGCUGCCGGCGCACUGGGCGAAUGCCGCGGCCGAGGCGCAGCAGCCCCUGCUGCGCGUCCGCGGCAUUGCCUUUCCGUCCGCCGCCGAUCUCCAAGCGUAUUCUUCGCGGAUUUCCGAGUCGGAAAAGUCGGAUCACCGCCUGCUGGGCCUUGCCCAAGGCCUCUUUUUCUCGCACGACUCGUCGCCCGGCAGUCCGUUUGUUAUGACGCAUGGAAUGCGCCUUAUCCGCCGUGUCGAGCGAGUGAUCCGCGACCUGUACGACACGUUUGGGUACGAAGAGGUACAGACGCCGCAGCUCUACCGCAGCUCGCUCUGGAAGCAAAGCGGCCACUGGGACAAAUACCGCGAGGACAUGUUUAGCGCACAAGGAUUUACCGAGCAGGAGGCCGCGCGCUCGUGCUGCAAUGCACACGAUGCGCAGUCGCACCUCUUUGGUCUCAAGCCGAUGAACUGCCCAGGCCACUGUGUCAUGUUUGCUCACCAGCCACGCUCGUACCGUGAGCUGCCGCUGCGCCUUGCCGAGUUUAGUCCUCUGCACCGCAACGAGGCAUCCGGCGCGCUGUCGGGCCUGACGCGGGUCCGCCGCUUCCACCAGGACGACGCGCACGUCUUUUGCACGCCCGCCCAGGUCUCGGGCGAGAUCAAGUCAAUGCUGCGCAUGCUUGCAAUGGCCUACGGUGUGUUUGGCUUUGGCAACCGCUUUGAGCUGGUCCUCUCUACGCGCCCCGAUAGCUUCCUGGGCGAGGUGGCGCAGUGGGACGCUGCCGAGGCGAGUCUCAAAGAGGCGCUCAAUGCCAGCGGCCGCCCGUGGUCCUUGAAUGAGGGCGACGGCGCGUUCUAUGGCCCCAAGAUUGAUAUCCGGCUCGUGGACGCAAUGGGGCGCAAGCACCAGACCGCCACGAUCCAGCUCGACUUCCAGCUUCCGGAACGGUUCCAGUUGGAGUACGCACUGCCCGACCCCAACGAGAGCACACCGGGCAUGCGCCCGGGCCAUGCGCGCCCGGUCAUGAUCCACCGUGCGAUUCUCGGCAGCUUUGAGCGCUUCCUCGCGAUCCUCCUCGAGCAGUGCCGGGGCUGGUGGCCGUUCUGGCUGAGCCCCCGCCAGGCGGUCGUCAUCCCGACGUACAGCUCGAACGACCCUGCGGUGCACGAGGAGCUCCACGCGUACGCGCAGCAUGUACGCCGCGUGCUGAGCAGCGGCACGUCGUCGGCAGACAAGAGCCCGUUCCUGUCCCCGACGAUGGCGCACCAUGCGCUCGAAGUCCCCUCGCGCUCGCGCUUCUUUGUCGAGCUCCCGCCGCACUUUCUCACGCCCGGCGAGACGCUCGGCAAAAAGGUGCGCCAGGCGCAGCUUGCGCGCUACAACUUCUUGCUCGUUGUCGGCCAGAACGAGAUGGAGAGCAAGACCGUGAGCCUGCGCAUUCGUGACGAGCGCGCCGGGCCGGCGUGGCACACGUCGCUUGGCGACACGCCCGACCGCGGCCAGGCCAAGGUGAGCGAAAUGGUCCUGGGCGCGAUCCGCGCCACGUUCCCCGACAAGGUUGCGGAGGGCAAGCAGGACGUGGACCUUGGCCAGUGGCGCCUCGAUGAAGUGCGGCGCCUUUUCUGUGUGCUCGACGCACUGCACGUGUAA